AUGAAGUUGGCCGCUUUUUUCAUCGCCAUUGCUGCUGCCCAGUACAACCCCGAUCCUGCUUAUCCAGCAGGAGAUUCCUACCCUGCCCAAACUCCUCAAGUUUCGAACCAAACUCCUCAGGUUUCGAACCAAACUCCACAACAAUCGAACCAAUACCCACAGGAGUCGAACCAGACCCCACAAACUUCGAACCAAUACGCUCAGGAGUCGAACCAAUAUGCUCAACAAUCGAACCAAACUCCUCAGCAGUCGAACCAGUACCCACAACAAUCUAACCAGACCCCACAGGUCUCGAACCAAUACGCUCAAGAGUCGAACCAGUACGCUCAGCAAUCCAACCAGACUCCCCAAACUUCGAACCAGUACGCUCAGGAGUCGAACCAAUAUGCUCAACAAUCGAACCAAACUCCACAGCAGUCGAACCAAUAUCCCCAACAAUCCAACCAGACCCCACAGGUCUCGAACCAAACCCCACAGGAGUCGAACCAGUACCCACAGGGAUCCUACAACGAUGGAUACUCCGCUUCAAGCAGCCAAUACAACGGCAACUACCGACGACGACGAUAA
Molecule: messenger RNA, 567 nt
Organism: Oikopleura dioica
Lineage: Eukaryota; Metazoa; Chordata; Appendicularia; Copelata; Oikopleuridae
Source: the annotation of a GenBank genome assembly